Hypomesus transpacificus is the source of this 4800-nucleotide messenger RNA. RefSeq names its product ubiquitin protein ligase E3C (gene ube3c). Lineage: Eukaryota; Metazoa; Chordata; Actinopteri; Osmeriformes; Osmeridae. Gene Ontology annotation, biological process: ubiquitin-dependent protein catabolic process; protein polyubiquitination. Bases 211 to 3480 code for a protein of 1089 amino acids. Gene Ontology annotation, molecular function: ubiquitin protein ligase activity; protein binding. The transcript has 25 exons. The record is from RefSeq and is a predicted model, not a curated record.
GUUGCUUUCUGGUCGCAGUGUUGCUACGCUCAGUUUCUUUCUGGAAAGGAGUGGAAGGCAAGCCAUUUUCUUUUCAAACUAAAGUAAUAAAUACUAACAAUUUCUGCGCCUAAUUUCGUUUAUGAAAGUCCGCUGUGGCACCCUCCUCUUCCUCAAUUAAAACGUUCUACACCGACUGAAAGAUCACUCCUCAAUGGGAAAAGUCUAAUCAUGUUCAGUUUUGAGGGAGAUUUCAAAACAAGGCCCAAGGUGUCACUUGGGGGUGCGAGUAAAAAGGAGGAAAAGGCAUCAUUAUUGCAUCGCACACAAGAGGAACGAAGAAAGAGAGAGGAUGAAAGGAGAAGACUCAAGAAUGCAAUUAUUAUUCAGUCGUAUAUACGUGGGUACCAGGACAGAGAACAGCAAUAUGCCAUUCAGAGGGCCAAGUUUGACCUUUGUGUCAGUCAGGCGCAAUCAGGGGGUGGUCCACCUGUCCUGGAUGCCCCCAGCCUAAGCCUAAUGACAAGGCAACUCAUAUUUUUCUACAGACAGAGUGUGGACUCGCACAGAUUGAUCUGGAUGUGUCAGAAUGUAGUUAAACAAAACAGCCAGUUUGUGAAGCUGCUGGCUGGUCCUGAGAGUCAGACCUGUGUGUUUCAAAUCAAGAGGAUUCUAGGUUUCUGCUGCAGACUUCUGCAGAACUGCAAGGAUGAUAGUUGGAAUGUCACCGUUCCCAUGAGAAUGCUGGAGAUCUUUUCUUCCGAGAGAACCUAUCUGCCUGUCCUCCAAGAUGCUAACUCUGUAGCAUUCUUAAUCGAGCAGAUUUUGCACUAUAUGGUACAGAAAGGAUACUAUAGGUCGCUUUAUAUUCUAGUAAAUCACAGGCUCCCCUCUAGUCUGGAGUAUAGUGAUUCUCCCUCUGUUCCUCUGGCAAGCACACUGUUAGAGCACACGCUGAAGCCUCUGCACUUUACCUAUUCCUCCUGCACAACAGGCGCAAGGCAGUUUGUGUUUGCCGCCUUCACCGAGGAGUUCAUCUCGGCCCCCUUCACGGAGCAGAUCUUUCACUUCUUCAUCCCGGCGCUGUCAGACCCACGCCUCUGCUUCCCCUUCGAGGCCUUUCUGGGUUCCCUCCAGGCCACCGUAGUCACCUCUGCUGCCGCCCAGAGCCAGGCGCCCUGGCUCUUCUACUUUGUCCUCUCCGCAGGGGAGACCUGUUUGGGCUCCCUGUCAGAGGAGGGCCUCCACCUGUACCUGCGAGCCCUAAAGACCCUGCUGCCCCUUCUCCCGGUGUCAGAGAGCACCAGCAGGCCAGAGGUGGGCAGCGACUCAGAGGACGAGGACGACCACAACCGCAAGCCCUCAUCCUCACAGGCGGACAGCAGGAUAUCGGUCCAGCUCAUCACAGAGGAGUGCGUCCACAAGCUGGACACCAAGCAGCAGACCAACGCCCUGCUCAACCUGGUGUGGCGCGACUCGGCCAGCGAGGAGGUGUUCACCAUGAUGGCCUCCAUAUGCCACACGCUGAUGGUGCAGCACCGCCUCAUGGUCCCCAAAGUCAGGCUGCUGUACAGCUUGGCCUUCAACGCCCGCUUCCUCAGGCACCUCUGGCACCUGAUCACAUCCAUGACCACCAAGAUGAUCACAGGCUCCAUGGUCCCUCUCCUGCAGGUGAUCUCGCGAGGCUCCCCCAUGUCCCUGGAGGACUCCAACCGCAUCAUCCCCCUCUUCUAUCUGUUCAGCUCCCUCUUCAGCCACGCGCUCAUCUCCGUGCACGACAGCGAGUUCUUCGGCUACCCCAUGGAAGAUCCGCCUCAUUUCCAUCCCAAGGGACAGAGCCAGUCGUCCAUGAUGCCCUUCACCCUGUUGGAGCUGGUGACCCUGUCUCGCUGCCUCAGGGACGCCUGCCUGGGCAUCAUCAAGCUGGCCUACCCGGAAACCAAGACGGAGCACCGCGAGGAAUACAUGGCUGCCUUCCGCAGCGUGGGCGUCAAGACCAACACGGCCGUGCAGCAGCGGAUCCAGGCGGAGCAGAAACGCUGGGUCCAGCUGUUCAAGGUCAUCACUAACUUGGUGAAGAUGGUGAAGGCGCGUGACAUCAGACGGCCUUUCUGUCCCUCGGGUCACUGGCUGUCAGAGGAGGUCAACAUCAGGGCAGACAAGGUCACCCAGCUGUACGUGCCCUCAGCCAGACACGUGUGGAGGACACGGAGGAUGGGACGCAUCGGCCCCCUGCAGUCCACGCUGGACGUUGGGAUGGAGCCCCCCCAGCUCUCUGUGUCUGAGGAGAGACACUUGGCCAUCCUGACAGAGCUGCCCUUUGUGGUGCCCUUUGAGGAGAGAGUCAAGAUCUUCCAGAGGCUGAUCUAUGCAGACAAGCGGGACGUGCAGGGCGACGGGCCCUUCCUGGACGGCAUCAACGUGACCAUCCGACGCAACUACAUCUACGAAGACGCUUACGACAAACUCUCGCCUGAGAACGAACCGGACCUGAAGAAGCGGAUCCGAGUGCACCUGCUCAACGCCCACGGCCUGGACGAGGCGGGCAUCGACGGUGGCGGCAUCUUCAGGGAGUUCCUCAACGAGCUGCUCAAGUCGGGCUUCAACCCCAACCAGGGCUUCUUCAAGACAACCAACGACAGCCUGCUCUACCCCAGCCCCACCGCCCAGAUGCUGGUGGGAGACUCCUUCGCUAGGCACUACUACUUCUUGGGCAGGAUCCUGGGAAAGGCGCUGUACGAGAACAUGCUGGUGGAGCUGCCCUUCGCCAGCUUCUUCCUGUCCAAGCUGCUGGGGACCAGCGCCGACGUGGACAUCCACCACCUGGCCUCGCUGGACCCCGAGAUGUACCGCAACCUGCUCUUCCUCAAGAGCUACGAGGACGACGUGGAGGACCUGGGCCUCAACUUCACCGUGGUCAACAACGACCUCGGGGAAGCUCAGGUGGUGGAGCUGAAGCCGGGGGGGAAGGACAUCCCGGUGUCCACAGCCAACAGGAUAGCUUACAUCCAUCUGGUGGCCGACUACCGCCUCAACAAACAGAUCCGGCCUCACUGCAUGGCCUUCCGUCAGGGCCUCGCCAAUGUGGUCAACCUGGAGUGGCUGCGCAUGUUCGACCAGCAGGAGAUCCAGGUGCUGAUAUCUGGAGCUCGUGUGCCAAUAUGCCUUGAUGACCUGAAGAAGUUCACAAACUACUCAGGCGGCUACACUGCCACUCACCCAGUCAUCCAGACCUUCUGGGAGGUGGUGGAGAGCUUCACAGAUGAGGAGAAACGCAAGCUGCUCAAGUUCGUCACCAGUUGCUCAAGGCCUCCGCUACUGGGUUUCAAGGAGCUGUACCCGGCCUUCUGCAUCCACAACGGGGGCAACGACCUGGAGCGCCUGCCCACCGCCAGCACCUGCAUGAACCUGCUCAAACUGCCCGAGUUCUGCGACCAACACCUGAUGAGGAACAAGCUUCUUUAUGCCAUCGAGUCCUCGGCGGGUUUCGAACUCAGUUGAGGGGGGGGGGGGGGGGGUUUGGCGGGGACGUCCGUCUCUGUCCCCACAGCCACAGACUCAUGAGAUGAAGUGGAACACAGAAAGAUUGCCUGCCUGACUCGCAAGAGAGAGAAAGAGGGAAAGAGAGGGAGAGAGAGAGCGCAAGAGAGCGCGAGAGAGAGAAGGUAUGGGAUCCACCGAUGCACUGAUGCAUGUACGAUGCGCCCUGUUUUCCUAGACGCUGGGAGAGAGGGGUGACGAUCACCCAGAGACUGAGAAAGAUAGUUAAGAAUAAAGGCGGGGGGGAAAUGUUUUUAUUCAUAAGGUUUUUAACGUGUAUCCAGAACCAACAAAACUCAGACGUAGAUCAAACGUCUCAUGAACCUAGAAGGUUUUUCUUUUUUUGUAAGUCCGAAAGAAAAAAAUAUCUUGUUUUGCAGUUGAUCACUGCAAUACAGUUUACCCUCUAGAGUAGCAAUUUUUUUUGUAAUAAACCCUUCAAUAGCAACAACAGUCUAUUCACCAAAGAUGAGUGGUGAUUGAAGGAGAGGAAGAGGGGGAGGAAGUGGCAAUAAGAGGGUAGAGGGGGGUGGUAAGGAGACAUCAGACUGUAGCACUCUAGAAGCCUCUAUCCAUCCUUGUACCCUAAGUCCUAAGGCUCCUUUCUAGUAUGCACUCGUCCACUCACCUACACGGAUGUCUAGAGGAAAUGUAUGGUUAUACUAAUGCUAUGCUUUUUUAAAUCAAUUGGGGGAGGGGCGAGAGGCGAUUGUGAACGAGUGCACGCCACAGAGGAGAAUUUAGACUGUAGGAGAAUUGUGUCUCAAGGGCUCCAGAAAGGUCGGCCUGUUGAAUAGUACCAUGUAUUUUCAGGUAGAAAUCAUCAAAAUUCACUCGUUUUUUUUCCCCCCCUGUGAUUUUCCGUAAUGAUUAUUAACUUGUAAUAAUUGUCAAGUCUGAUAACCACAGCAGAAACAUGUAAAGGCUUGUGGAUGUCUACCUGUGUGGGUGGCUCAAGGCAAAGGUUGGUUUCCUUUUGGAUUGUACUAUCUAUUAGAUGAUUAUGGCAUUGUGAAUAUGUAUAUGUUUACACCUACUCUUUUAUGAUUCAUCUAUUCAGUAUUUGUACAGGUUGCUUUUUCCCUCUGUUCUUUGAUCCUGUUCUUGGAGUGAAGGCCCUGUGUUAAUACACACUAGCUGAAGUGAACCAUCUCCAGUUACACGCACCCUGCUGUGGAAGACCUAUGGUGCAGCAACUGCUUAUAACUGUGUAGCCUACCAACUGAGUGAUACAAAAAAACACUGUCUGAAUAUCAUUAAAUCCUCUUUUUUUUGCAUUUA